Molecule: messenger RNA, 162 nt
Organism: Gekko japonicus
Lineage: Eukaryota; Metazoa; Chordata; Lepidosauria; Squamata; Gekkonidae
Source: the annotation of a RefSeq genome assembly
AUGCCACAACUCAACCCAGCCCCCUGAUUCACCAUCCUUAUAAUCACAUGAGCUCUCGCUGCUGUCCUACUUAAACUAAUUGCCCCUAUACAAAACACUGCCACACCCACCAAGCAAACACUAUUAUACAAGCCCCAUACUUGAAUAUGAACAUGACUAUAA